AUGGCAGAAACACUUGGUGAAGUACUUGCUAAUGUACCUAGAGAGAUUCUACCUGCACUUGAAAAGAUCAUCACACUAAUUGACCCACAAUUUCUGUCAUUAGUUGCUGAUGUUCUUUCUAUUGUGCCUCAUGAUAUCUUGUUAGGCAUAAUUAGAUCAAAACCUGAUUCCAAAGUUAGAAUCAUUGAGUAUAUUGAGAAUGAAGAUUGA
Arabis nemorensis is the source of this 210-nucleotide messenger RNA. The record is from the annotation of a GenBank genome assembly. Lineage: Eukaryota; Viridiplantae; Streptophyta; Magnoliopsida; Brassicales; Brassicaceae.